Mizuhopecten yessoensis (Yesso scallop) is the source of this 3244-nucleotide messenger RNA. RefSeq names its product L-aminoadipate-semialdehyde dehydrogenase-phosphopantetheinyl transferase-like. Gene Ontology annotation, cellular component: cytosol. The transcript is spliced from 6 exons. The coding region runs from base 107 to 1018 and encodes 303 amino acids. The record is from RefSeq and is a predicted model, not a curated record. NCBI's taxonomy places the organism in Eukaryota, Metazoa, Mollusca, Bivalvia, Pectinida, Pectinidae. Gene Ontology annotation, molecular function: holo-[acyl-carrier-protein] synthase activity; magnesium ion binding.
CAUUUUGGAAAUGCCCGGAUGCUAAGUGGGACAUAGGUAAAGAAACGUACACGGUUCGAUCGAUAUUACAGGGUAAAGGUAACCUGUUUGCCCCUACGAUGGAGAGAUGGCUGGGAGGCAUGUGAGGAUGAGUGUAAGGUGGGCCUUCAACUUCCGGGCAUGGGCUCCCUCUGCGGAGGACUGGACCGUGUGUAACCAGUGUGUCCAGCCUGAAGAAGCACAGAGGAUCAGCAAGUUUGUGUUCAAGAAAGAUGCAAAAUCUUCCAUGAUUGGACGGCUUAUGAUAAGAAAGGUUAUCUCAGAAUACCUCAACAUUCCAUUUAAGGAAGUGACUUUAGCAAGAUCAGAGAAGGGAAAACCCUAUAUAGCAGACAGGACUGAUGUUGAUAAUUUCAGUUUCAACGUUUCCCACCAGGGGGAUUAUGCUGUCCUUGCGGCACAAGGGAACUGUAUUCUCGGUGUGGAUGUCAUGAAAUUGGAAACACGUACAGAUGUGGAUAGCUUCUUCGAAACUAUGAGGAGACAAUUCACUGCAGAAGAAUGGAUGCUCAUUCGCUCUCCCACCACAGACAAAGAGAGACUCAAGCUCUUCUUCAGACUCUGGUGCUUGAAGGAAAGUUACGUAAAAGCACUCGGUGUAGGCAUUGGAUUUGAGGUUGGCAGAUUGAACUUCAACCUUCCAACUUUAAAUAUAGACUCUAGUGUCAUUUCUGACACCACUCUGAAGAUAGCUGGGACACCGAUGCCAGACUGGACAUUUGAGGAGCAGUUGCUAGGUGACCAUAGUAUUGCAGUAGCUGUAAACGAAAAUGACAAAACACGUUUGGGAUGUCCCGUAAACAAGAACAUGGAGGAAGGAUUGCUGUCUGCCGGAGGAGAAUUUAAGGUGUUGGAUUUUAGAGAUGUCAUCAAAAAUGUCCAGUCUCUCUCUGAACCAGACAUGUCGUUCUGGGAGAACUUUCAUGUAAAAGCAGAGGACCCGAGUCAAUGGAAAAGCAAAAAAGCACAGACGUCCUGACAUGACACCCACAGCAUCGCAGUCUUAAUCAUCAUUUCUAAAGUGCGCUUAAUAUGGGCAAUACCAUGUGUCAGUUUAUCAAUAUAAUGUAUUAGAAGGUAACAGUGCAUAAUGUCAACCCAAGGGAAUCAUUGUUACCCAAAGCAAAAUAAAAAGUGAGAACAGGUUUCAGAUGAUAGACAAUUUGCACUGCUACAUUAUGUGUAAUGAAUGUCCUAUUUACAGGUGACAGUGUAAAAUAUCACCUGCAAAAUCUUAUCUUCACAAUCUGUAUGCACAUUAACUGAUGAUCAACUUAAUGUGCACAUAUUUUGCUAGGGUAACAUUUUGCACUAUCACAUCAUUAUGUCACCGUCACUCUACAUUGUAUUUUUAGCGAGUUUCAGUGUUUGUUUCCAUCAUUUUCUCAACCAAUCAGAAUAUGAGAAAUUAAGUUGAGGUGUAACAAAAAAUAGCAUCUUAGUAUCUUAAAAUCUUAAAAAAUAGAAUUAGUCUCACAUAAUUAUGAGUGUUAUAUUAUCUAUAACAUUCAUACUGUUACUUUUGAAUACCAUAAUUUGCACCCAUGGUAUUUGAAUACACACGAAUGCAUAUAUACACUUUGUAUUAGGAUAAUAAAAUGUGAUUUAUGAUGGAAAAAUGUUGUGCAACUUCUGCUACUGAAGAUCAUUAUAAACAUUCCAGUGUUGCUGGCAGUUUAAAAAUAAAAAGUUUCAUGCGCUUUAAGGGAAGUUCAACCAUGAUCACUAGAAAUAAAUCUCUGCUUUAAAGUUUAAUUGCUAUUACCCUGGUAAUCAUUUGAUGGGCCUGGUCAGUUCUGGGAGGGGGCCUUUAUAAUUUCAGUUCCUCCCAAAAAAGGAGGAGAGGGAUUUGAUUUAUUGGGGGAGGAGUGCUGAUUAUUGCGAAUACGGUAUUAGAUAUUUUGUAUGAAGUUGGGAUAUGAACCUAUGUACUACAGAUGAUUGAUGUUAUCUUUGAAGGGUGUUUCGUAUCAUUUGUAUGCCCAUCAAUUGAAGAAUCCAUUUUCGCCCAGUAUUAAAUUCGCCCAUCACACUUAAUAACGAUAUAUAUUGUGCUGUUUACAAAUGUUUGCUGUAGUGAUAAAUUCACCCUCAUUAUGGAGGGUGAAAUAUACGAAAAUCAAACUGCAGUGAAUAUUUCCCAGUAUACAAUAAUAAAAUUAAUACAAAUCGUGAAAACUUUAAAUCUUAUAAUGAAUAAAUUGUUGACAAACGAUGUACAUGUAUCGUGAAAAGUGAACUUACCAUAUGCAGUCUGACAAAAAAAUGGCUAAUAACAUAAACAAACAUUUUUCCUAUCUGUGAACUGUGGCAUUUUUGUCAGUACACUGUAUAAGUGUGGAAAAUUAAGGUUUUUCCAAGGAUUGCUCAUCUACUACGAAAUUGCAGGUGUUUUUCAUUGCAUACUCUAAGCAUGCACGUCGGGCUUGAUCGUUCAUGCAGAACAACUGGUUUGUCUGUUUUUAGGUAUAAAUCCUGGCUGACUUGUGAAGGUUUAUGCAGGCCUUGCAUUGCUUUGUCAAGGUUCGCCUGAAUGCAGCAUCAUAUUACUAGGUCCCUCCUUAUUUCAUAAACAUACAAGUAUAGCUAGUCCAACUGUUUGAAUCGCGAUAAAUAAAAGUGGCCAAAGUGACGUAACCUAUAUCAUGACAGGGUUAUGUCCCUUGUUGAUAAUGUCCCUUUUCCCCAGGGUGUCUGGGGAACUUACCAGUAGGAAGUGACACUAGAUAAUGAUUAUUUGGUCACAGAUAAUAGAGAUAUAUUUUAUUGGUAAUUUUUAGUCACUGUUGUUUUAAAUGUUGGAACAAUUUUCAAUAAAUCAGGCAUAACCUUUGAAAUUUUUAUGAAUAUUCAUAAGGAAUUACCAAAAAUGUUAAUAACACCAGUGAAAUAGGCAGUAUUUAAAAGAAGACUUUAGGGAUUAGUUUUGAAUUAUUCACUUUUUUAUGCAAUUAUUCUGUAUAUUUGUUUUAUCAUUCAUCGCUUUGGUAUGGGAAGUGAUUUAUAACAACUGCUGAUGAAAAAUAACAGCAGUGUGUAAAAAAUGAUCAAAUCAUCAAGUUGUAUUCAUCCGAACCUGAAAUGUGUAUGUUGUUCUAAGGUUGUCAAUGACUUGUUUAUACAUUGUUAUAUACUUUUUAUAAGCCGGACAGAAUAACUUAUUGAAUACAAUGUACCAGGAUCAAUAAAAUAUGUUUGUUAUAAA